Molecule: messenger RNA, 792 nt
Organism: Pistacia vera
Lineage: Eukaryota; Viridiplantae; Streptophyta; Magnoliopsida; Sapindales; Anacardiaceae
Product: thioredoxin H7-like
Exons: 3
Coding region: 122-514 (130 amino acids)
Source: RefSeq, a predicted model, not a curated record
CCCACCACCACACUCUCAACUCCAAACCAAAUUCAAUCUUCUCCUCUUGUAAGUUGUAAGCAACUUUUUCUUUGAGAAAUUAAUUAAGCACCAACUUAGCUUAAUUUUUUUUCUUCUAAAGAUGGGAGCAAACAUGUCUGACUUCGAGAACCCACAUGGAUUUAGCCCUGUAAAAACCAACCAGCUUAUAGAGUGUCAUUCCAAGAACCAAUGGAAGGCUCAAUUUGAUGCCAACAAAGAAACUAGCAAGCUGACGGUGGUUUAUUUCACGGCUACAUGGUGUGGACCUUGUAAAUUCUUGGAACCGUAUAUCAAAGAGUUAGCUGCCAAGUAUUCAGACGUCUUGUUUAUCAAGAUUGAUAUCGAUAAGCUGGCGGCAGUGGCAAGGGAAUUUGAGCUGAUUGAUGUGGUGCCAACCAUGGCUUUUGUUAAGAAAGGGAAAGAAAUUGAUAGGGUAGUGGGAGCCAAAAAGGAAGAAGUGCAGAUGAAGAUUGAGAAACACAGGACAUUUUAAUUAGGAUUUACUAAUCUAAAUGCUGCUGCCUUAAAUUAAAAGCAAGGCUCUACAGACUACAAACAAUAAGUGGCUGAAACUCAUGACCACCAUCAUCACAAUUAACUCAUUGCCAUUUGCUUUGCUAAAUAAAAUUGUCAUUUCUUUAAUUUUCAUAUUAUCGUAAUUGUAGUUUGUUGAAGCUAUAGACUACAAACAAUAUGUAUGUUUUACUAUCAUUCCUGCUUCUUGUAAGGAUUUGAUUAAGGAUAAUUAAUACAUUACUGUUUAAUUUGCAA